CCAUCAUGAAGGUUGCCGUCAUUGGAGGCGGGCCAUCGGGCCUCGUCACCCUGAAGUACCUCGUGGCUGCGCAUCAUUUCCAGUCGGUGGACCCCAUUGAAGUCCAGCUCUUUGAAUCGGAAGAUCGAGUGGGGGGUACGUUUACCUAUCGUACCUACGAUAGGGCCGAGCUUGUCUCGUCCGCCCAGUUGACCACCUUCUCCGACUAUCGCUGGCCGGACAAGGACGUCGACUACCUCUCCGCAGUGGAGUACGUCGACUACCUGGAGGGAUACUGCGAGCGGUUCGGGCUCUGGCCGCAUAUCCACCUCUCGACGAGAGUUGACAAGAUCGAGCGCACGGGCAAGGGGGGCCACCGCGUCACGUUCUCGCACGGGGGCGAGACGCGCACCUGGGACUGCGAUGCGGUCGCAGUGUGCUCUGGGCUGCAUGUCAAGCCCAACAUCCCAUCCAUACCAGGACUGGACCGCGUGCCGGUGGUCUUCCACUCGUCUGACUACAAGCAUGUGCAGCAGCUGGGCAAGGACACCAACGUGAUGGUACUCGGGGCCGGGGAGACGGGAAUGGACAUUGCGUACUUCUCGGUAACGGCUGAUGCGACCAAGUCCACAACCGUAUGCCACCGCAAUGGAUUUGUGAUCGGAUCCAAGAGACUACCCGAGAUCAAACUAUUCGGCUGGCCGAUCUACAAGGAACCAGGGAAGGCGCUUCCCGUUGACGUCUAUCGGCCUUACCUCUUCAUGACCUCGUAUGUCCAUCCCAAGCUCCGGGGGGCAGCACAGUCCAUUCUGAUCCGAUGGACGGUCUCGGCUCUUCACUGGCUGACGACUGGUACUACCCGGGGAUUCGACCAAUGGGUGGGAGCUCUUCCGGGAAAUAAAUAUGAUGAGUCCCAUUAUUUCUACUGUAAGUCCACCAAGGCCAUGCCAUACAUCAGUGCCCCCUAUCGAUCGAAGAGCUGGAUCCACCGUCUCCGAUCCAGCAUUAUCCAGGCCGUCGUGCCAGACACCGGCUCGCGGACGAUUGACCUGGCUCCCUGGCCGGAGUCCAUCGAUGAGAAUGGGGUCGUGCACUUCGAGAGCACCAGCCGGCCGGAGGGCCAGACGAUGCUCCAAAAGGAACCAUGUAAGCCCGACGUAGUGGUCCUAGCAACCGGAUACACCCAGUCUUUCCCGUUCCUGGAUUCUCAGUAUUGCACUCCCGAUCAGGCCGACCAGCGCGGAAUCUGGCGGACAGGCGACGAAUCCGUCGGCUACAUUGGCUUCGUGCGGCCCAGCUUUGGCGCCAUCCCACCACUGGCCGAAAUGCAAGCCCAGGCCUGGGUGUUGAAGCUCCUCGGCCGCCUCCCGGGCCCUCUCGAAGAAGACAACACCUACCGUCUUUUCAGCAAUCCCAGCGGACGAAUUGAAUACGGAGUGGACCACGACUUGUUCGCUCACCGACUGGCUUUGGAUAUAGGCUCGUCCCCCUCCUUCUUGCAAGCCCUCGCCCACGGUUGGAAGGUGACUUUAUUCUGGGCCUUGGGGGGAACAUUGAACACGAAGUUUCGCCUCGCCGGCCCGUGGGUAUGGCCCGGGGCGUCGGAUGUAAUCUGCAACGAGCUUCUGGACUCCGUCACCGGACGGAGAUCGGUCUUCGAAUUGGUUUCCCAGUUUAUUACCACCAUGAUCCUAAGCGGUAUCCCGAGCCUGCUUUUCUGGUUGGGGGAUCAGCUUGUGGCCCUCUUCACCGAGACUUUCAGCUUACUGGGCAAGCUUGUUGGUAUUUCGGAAUCCCAGAACAAAGAGAAAAGCGUUUGAAUACAUACGCGAGCGUUCGACUUCACACGCUUUGGAGAUGGCCGAAAACCUUAGUGGAUGGGACCCCCUUGCCUCCGAAGGAAUCGAAAUCCAUGUCAUUGAGUGAAAUAGUCGGGGAGGGCUUUACUCACUGUAUCAGCUGCUUAGGAGAGAGACGUUGAGUCCAUGCGAAGCCACACGGAUGUUUAACCUUUGUAUGUAAUCACAAGCCAUCGACUUGGUGGAAUAACUUUGUCCUCUGCACCACGUGCGUAUGUCCG
Molecule: messenger RNA, 2059 nt
Organism: Aspergillus candidus
Lineage: Eukaryota; Fungi; Ascomycota; Eurotiomycetes; Eurotiales; Aspergillaceae
Product: flavin-containing monooxygenase
Exons: 6
Coding region: 6-1799 (597 amino acids)
Molecular function (GO): flavin adenine dinucleotide binding; NADP binding; N,N-dimethylaniline monooxygenase activity
Source: RefSeq, a predicted model, not a curated record